AUGCCUGAAACUGUGGCAGCAGAAGCUAAAGGGCAUGGUGUGUCUGAAAAAGAAAGAACUGCACUGAAUAAGGUGUUUUCAUCAUUGUGUCCAUUUCAUGAACAGCUACUUCGAAGUAUGUUAAAAUUUUUGGUGCCGUCAAAAAGUAGUUCAUAUUUGUACUGUAACAAAUGGACAUGUAGUACUUUUUCAAGAAAUCAACCUGGCUGUAUAAAAAAUAAUGCUGCUAAGACAUACUACCUUAGAAGUCAUAAGACGAUGAAUAAAGAUUAUUUGUCAUCUCUGGAAUCAGAGGCUUGUUUUCCACCCACCUGCACCUGCAUAAAAGACUAUUUGCCUUAUCAGAGUUCAGAUAAUGGAUGUAUUAAAAUGGCAGUCAGUAAGCAAAAUAGUACAACUUACUGUCUUCAGAGAUACACAGGCCUGAAGCAUCAUUAUGGUGAUUGCCCCCAUGCAAAAAUUUCCACAGCUUUCUCCACUUCAGAAGUCUGUGAUCAGCCAAACAGUGCUAACAUAAACAGCAGGGUAUGUAGUCCAUCACCUCCUCCAUUAUCACCAGUGCAAAGUAAUUCGUCUGAACAUUAUGAUGAAUCAAAUACUGCUUUUUCAACAUCUGAAAAUAAAAAACAAGAGCCAACCACUAAAUUGCCACCAUCUCUUUUUCCAGUAGAGAAGUGUGAUAAUCAUGUAUUUCAUAGCAGUAUUUAUACAGGUGACAAGAAUUGUCAAUUUGAACAUGAAAUGCAGACAUCCAUUAAAGAAUUUAACAAAUUUUCAACGUACUCCAAGAACAAUUUUGAAAAAGAUGAAGGUUCUAUCCUGUAUCAAACUGCAAUGGAAAGACUCAAUGAAAAAUUUAAAACAAUAGAAAAUACAGUUAAAGAAAUGGAUCUUAGUAACUGUAUAAAACAUGAGUCUAACCAGGAACAAAGUCAUAGUGUCAGAAAAUUGUUAACUCUUUUAUGCCAUGCUGAAGGGGAUGAUUAUGACUUCACUGAAUUACUUCAGCAGUAUGAGAAAAAAACUGAAAAGAAAGUUAUUCAGACACGAUUUAGAAAACGUCAAGAAAAUCUUAUUCUCAACUCUUCUGAUCCUGUACACUUAAGAUGGAAGACAUUGCAGCUUAAGAGAGAAUUAGCUAGUCUUAAUCAUACUUUUGCAGUGGGAAGGUUUGUAUGUGAACAUACAAGAAAAAAGUCAGUCCCAGAGGAUGUAAAUGGAUCAUGUAAUAACAGUAAAGCUGUGGGAUUGUUGAAUGAAAAAUGUUUGAUUUCUGCAGAUGGCCCUAGUAGUUCCUUAGGUAGUUUAGCUUUGCAUGACAUGAGAAAAAAACAAGAUAUACAGUGUCAAACAGAAUCUCUGCAGUACUCUGAAAUUCCUAAAAAUGUUUCAUUUUCUGAGAUGACACAGUCAGUUAUAUUUGAUGGCUCUUCUGGCCCAAUAGUAAAAUCAAGCAGCAGAGAAUUCUCUAAAAGAACAUGGACGAAUGUAUCUAAAAAUGAAAGUUUUAAAUGCAAAAAGCAACUACGCCCUUUGAAAAGGGUAGACACACGUGCCUUAUUAAAUAGAACCAGAAGAAAUAUUGUGCCUCCAGAAAGAUUUUCUUUGUAUAUAACUGAACCCAGGCAAAUGUACAAUAAUGCUUAUUUAACAAAAAAAUGUUUUCAGCAAAGGUCUCCUAGGGGUACAUUUUGUUUUGAAGGCAGUCAGAAUAAGUGGGAAGAGAACAUGUAUUGCAGAGGUAGUGGAUCUGCUAAAGAUCUUCCAAGUGGGCAAAAAGAUGAAACCACAGUUUCUAAAAACUCUUGCAUAAAACUUUUAGUGCAUAUUGAGCCUUUAAAAAACAUGGUAGUCAACACUGCUGGCCAUACUGCCGCUGAGAGAUUGUCUAAAAAACAUUUACUUUCAGAAGAAUGUAAAAUGAGCAGCAAUUCUGAAGAAGAUGGAGGCAUGCAUAAACACAGAGAGAAAAACAUGAAGAAUAAUUUACUGCAUUUUUCAAGUGGAGUCUCUGAAGAACAUACCUCGCCCACAACAUCUGUUCAGCUGUGCAGUUUUAAAGAAAAAGUUGAUUCAUUUUUGGAUGCUGACAGAAAAAUACAUGAAACUGCAUCACAGAAGAAAGAUGCAAAAGUGAAAACUGGUACAGUUCGUCAUGGGUGCUGUGGUCGAGUACUAAGAAGUCAGUCUGCUGCAAACCGAAAAUACUGCAAAAGUCCUCAUAGUGAAAAUUGUCAUAGCAUAGGGUACGGGCAUAAUGAACAGUUACCAGGCUCAGAGUCUGACGAAAAGGAUUCUGUGGCAACUUACAACAGCCCAAUAAAACUUAUGUUUCUCAAAGAAGUUAACAGUAGUGAUGGGCUCAAAUAUACAUUAAAAUCUUUUAGGAAUUGUUCUGAUUUUGCAUCUAAUGCUUGUACUUUGGAAACAUCUGCAAAUGUACGCACACUCACAGAAGUAAAUGAUAGUUUGCAAGUGCCUGCAGAGCUUACUACACAUGAAAAAAGCCCAGAGAAAUUUAUUCAGACUUGUACUGUCAGUUAUACUACUAAACAGGAAAUUUCGUCCAGCGAUUGCAUUGGUGUUGUGCAUGGUCACAGUGUUAUAAAACUCAGUGAAAUGGCUGCAGCAUCUCCAAAGACUAUGAAUGAGUCUGAUUUAAAACGGAAACCUGGUCGACCAAUGAAAAUUGGUCCACAAGUUGAAAAACAGGUGAAGAGACCCAUUGGUAGACCACCAAAACCAAAGAUGACUGAAACUGAAGGCGCAGACAGUGGAUGUAUUACAGCAGAGGCCAAAGAAUUCACUCAAUUCCAUCCAUCAGAAGUGGUGGAUGAAAACAACAAAAAUAUUACAGUACCUAUUACAUCCAGAAGAUCAGGAAGAAUUAAGAGACUUGUGUCUAAGCAUGAAAACUGCAUGGGGCCUAUGGACAGAAGUAAUUUGAUAACAAAAUCCCCUGACGUCACCCUAAAUAUUGCAGCCUCCAGAUUCAAUUUGCAAAACAUGAAAAAUCAUAUGGAGGGUGUUUCAUCUGAAAAUGAAUUGGAACAAUGCAGCUAUAACACUGUGAGACCUGUAAAAACUGAUUCUGUUUUACCUCAGCAGAUCUUUAGCAGCUCUGUUUGUCCACAUGUCAAGACAUCAUUACCAUUGAGAAAGCCAAGAAGACCAGCAAAGGUAAAGAGUACUGGUAUUUCUGUGACCAUUGAUGCAAGUACACCUCAUGACCAAAAUGUUAGAAUUAAUGAGAAGUUGCACCAUUUGGAAAAAGAUGCUUUAAUGUUGCAGAGAAAAAUGAUAGCAGAGCAAAAACCCAUUCAACGGUUUACUGUAGCAGACAAACUAGACUUUAUUAAAAAUAAUUCUGAAGCACACCAUUCAGAACAGAUAAAGUGCAGCAGGAUGAAAAAAACCACAUUUCCUCUAAGACAAUCAACUAGAAUCAAAAAACCAUCACUGCAGUUCUUACAUUCAGUAGCAUCUAUGAGUUCAUUUACUAGUAGCAAUGUAGCAGUGCACAAAUCUGGUAGAGUUUUAGUUAAUAAAGCAAAUGCUCCCCUAGGAAGAAGUAAUCUGUUAAGCAUGGGAGAAAAGUCAGACGUUAUUACAGAAGGAAAUAAUCAGAUAAACAUAUCAAAUUCUCCCAAAGAAUUAUUAGAAAAUACAUUUCUAGCAAAUUCUGUGAAUUUUCAAAUGGAACCAGAUGAACUAAACCAGGUGCUUAAAUCCUCAGCAAAUCCAGUCAUUAAAUCAGAUACCUCAGUCAGAUGGUGGCCUAACUCACUUUCAUAUGAAGCUCUGAUGAACAGAUUAAACAACAGGUUUGAAGAAAUAACUAAUAGCUGGAUUCCUGUGAAUGAUUUAAACCCAGAAAGCAGCAUUUCUGAAGAAAAGAAAAGUGCACAACGUGACUAUACAUUAGCGGUAUCAGAUCCUUUCAGUUACCAUCUUUUGGAAGUUACUGUCACUCCAGUUAAAAUGCUGUUUCAGACAAAAUAUGACAUGAAUAAACUGUGCACUUGGUUUAUGCAAACAACUGAAACACGCUCUCUGCCAAUAAAAAGAAAAGAAAAUGCACGCAGUCCUUUAAAAAUAACUAGCACUAAAGAGAUUAAGUUAUGUGAUAAGCAGAUGGCGGUUAGUCCCAGUCCUCAGGCAGAACGUUUAAAAAAGCACCUUAAGAAAUUUGCAUUAGCUUCUCCUGCAAGGGCAUUUGACCAGAUACAAGUUCACAGCAACAUGCUCCAAUCCAAAGGCAUGAAAUUUAGAAACAGACGUGCUGCUAAAAUGAGACGUGCUAAAUUGUGGACGUUUUGUAAGGAGAAAUUUUGGCAGAACUGUAAUAUAACAUGCAAGACUGUGCCUGCCAGUUGUAAUCCUGUUAGGAGAAAUUUAAAGUUUGAAUGCCAAAGCCAUUCCUCAAAGACAGGAGAAAAAAAACUAAGCUGCUUGUCUCAUAAGAAAAACUGCAAUAAAGCAGAAACAGUGAUGACUUUGUUUAGUAAUGCAUGUAAAAACAAAGACAUGGUUCCUCAGGAAGUAAUAGCCAUACCUUUUUUAAACAAGAAUGCAAGUUUAACGAAAGUUUCUCAAGAGGGAAGGGUAAAUGAAAUACCCCAAAACAUACUCAAGAGUAGUGAAAAAUGUAGUGAUCAGGUAGAAAACAUGCACAAAAAUAAUGGUAAGCCAAGAAAUUUUAGAGAGUGCAGAGUUUUCCUAAGGAAAAUGAGCACACUGGAUGAGAAAAACUACCAGAUGGAUUUAGUCCAAGAAAUGCUUGGACCAGUUGAAAAUGAUGAAAAAAUUAGCAGUGAUAAAAAUUAUGCUUUAAGGUCACAUGCACUAACUGUUAGUAGGGAAAGUGUUUUAAUAACAAAGAAUAAAGAUGCAGUAGGAAAAUCCAUUACUAAAAGAAAGCUGCGAAAAGUACUGCCAAAAAUUGUUUUGCGUUCUUUUGGAAAGCCAAAUGACCAUAUGGGUAUCCCUGAACUUACUGUGCGUAGCAUUUGUAGGAGGUCAAAAGAAAGUAAUGCUGCAUCUUAUGAAGUUCCAGCAUUAGUAAAUGAAAGGAAAAGGCAACGACCACAAUGGUGCAAUAAAGACUUGAAGAGUGCUAAAAAGCAAAGGCGACAAUCAUGUUAAUGAAAUGAAGACAAAGUCUGACAUCAAACUAGCCUGUUAUAGAUAAAGAAAUGUUUCGAAGCAGAUGUCAGAUUGGGUUCAGGAAUGAAAAUAUCAUUUGAAAUCCCAGAAGAAGUGCCUUAAUCACCGACCUUCUAAAUGGUGCAUGAAGUAAAAUAUAGCAACAACGUCUCUGCACAUUACAACUUUAUAGUGGUAAACUCUUAGAUGAUAGGAGGGGGAGAAGAUUUAAAUGGUUGCACUAUAAAUUUUAUUUGUACAUAAUUCUGUUUUUUCCUUGCUAAAAUUUCAGCAGCUGUUACAUGUAGCCUGAAAUGUUACCAAGUG
This is a messenger RNA of Protopterus annectens (West African lungfish), 5472 nucleotides long. RefSeq lists its product as uncharacterized. NCBI's taxonomy places the organism in Eukaryota, Metazoa, Chordata, Ceratodontiformes, Protopteridae. The record is from RefSeq and is a predicted model, not a curated record. The transcript is spliced from 2 exons. Bases 1 to 5145 code for a protein of 1714 amino acids.